Psylliodes chrysocephalus is the source of this 468-nucleotide messenger RNA. The record is from the annotation of a GenBank genome assembly. Lineage: Eukaryota; Metazoa; Arthropoda; Insecta; Coleoptera; Chrysomelidae.
AUGCAUCUCCUAAUCAUGCUGUUGGUGACUUUAUUGAUUAUGCAAGGGUUGAGUAUAAAUUUACUCCCUUGCACCGAACACAUCACUGCCGCAGAAAUUCAAAUAGCUAGAGACAUUUUAGAAGAAUCAACACCACCAGGGUAUCGCCUAGAAAAUUUGUUUUCGGAGGUUACCACAGGACGAAAUCCACAUCGAUGGACUGGCGAAUUUAGUAGGAACGAUAAUCUCUAUAACUGUGGCUGCGUGUUUUUGACUUCCGUAAAAAAGGAUUUUAAAAGAACGUACCCGGCCGGAAGCGAAAUUAGAGUGCUACGAAUAAGAACUGGCAAUAAUCCACGGAUUUUAGUGGAGUUUUUGGUAAACUGUUACUGCACGAACAUUCCUCAACGUAAAAAGCGAAGUGUUUGGUCAUCUUCUACACCAUGCCGCUGGUCAGGAUACACAACGGAAAAGGCAGUUUGUUCCUAA